AUGGCCGCCGCCCCUCGGAGCUCGCCGUCGACCUCGACACUGCGCGUGCGCAUCAUCGGGCACGAGCGCAACGUUGACCCACUCACCAAGAGCCCGAUCGUCCUCUACCGGGCCGUCGUCAAGUACAACGGCCAGACCUUUGAGCGCGCGCUGCGCUUUAGCCGCUUCUACAACUUCCAUAUCAACCUCAAGCCCGACGAGCAAAGGGCCGUCGGUGCCAAGUUUCCGCCCCGCCACCCGUUCCGAACCGACCUCACCGACAAGAUGAUCCUCAAGCGCGAGCACAUGCUCGCCGCGUACAUGGCCGGCGUCUCGGCGUUGCCACUGACUACACACAUGGAAGCCGCGCUCUUGCGGCUGCUCGAGAUCCGCAAAAGUCAAACCACGGGCUGCGCGCCCGUGUCUGAGACCAUGUCGAUGGGCAGCGCGUACGAGCCUGUGCACCGCAUCUUCACCAACGUCAACCGGUUGGACCACGGCUCGUUUUGCUCGUCGCGGUUGUCGCUCUCGGACGCGCAGUCGUCGUCGUCGUCGUGGCAGCAGCGCCCGUCCGCAUCGCUUUCGGAUGUGGGGUCGCUUCAGCACGUCGCGUCUGAGUUCGGGUCGUCAGACGACACGUCGCUGCUACCGCCGCUGAUUCCUCUGAGUGUGGCUACUUCGAUUGACGAAGGCGUUGUCGAUGAAGAGGACGACGAUGAUUCUCUGUUUGAAGAAGCCAUCUCCGAGCCCAAUGUAUCUGAGAUCGGCCAAGCUGCAGUGCGCCAGCGCGAGAAGGUGCAGUCGAUGCUACUUCCAGCUGCGUCUCUUGCCGUCCCAGACGAAGAAGACGACGAAGAAACCGUGAGCACUCGAGAUGUGCACACGAUGGACGUGAGCUUGUACCCGGAUGCAAUCCAGCAGCAGAUCUGCGUCGUUCAGUCGAUCUUGCGCACGAACCAAGCCGCGCGAUGAGACGCCGACGUCACGCGUGCAUGAACCUCUUAAAUGCCAGCGUCGAGUUGAUGGUUGCUUGA
Molecule: messenger RNA, 1013 nt
Organism: Saprolegnia parasitica CBS 223.65
Lineage: Eukaryota; Oomycota; Saprolegniomycetes; Saprolegniales; Saprolegniaceae
Exons: 4
Coding region: 1-951 (316 amino acids)
Molecular function (GO): phosphatidylinositol binding
Source: RefSeq, a predicted model, not a curated record